Molecule: messenger RNA, 1178 nt
Organism: Leptopilina boulardi
Lineage: Eukaryota; Metazoa; Arthropoda; Insecta; Hymenoptera; Figitidae
Product: elongation of very long chain fatty acids protein 4-like
Exons: 4
Coding region: 115-918 (267 amino acids)
Biological process (GO): fatty acid elongation, monounsaturated fatty acid; fatty acid elongation, polyunsaturated fatty acid; very long-chain fatty acid biosynthetic process
Cellular component (GO): endoplasmic reticulum membrane
Molecular function (GO): fatty acid elongase activity
Source: RefSeq, a predicted model, not a curated record
CAUUCUUAUUUUUGAAGUUCACGUUGAUACACAAUUUUAUUGUUUUUAUUAUGUUAUAUAAUACUUUAAUUUAUUAAUGACAUAUUGUUAAAAAAUUUUCUAAAAUAAUUAUUUAUGCAAUCUUUCAAAAUGGGUCCAAUGGAAAUUAUUAAUUAUUAUUACUACGAAUUGGCUGAUCCACGAAUAAGGGAUUGGUUUUUUAUGAAUAGCAUUUGGUAUCUAAUUAUAAUUACGUUGAUCUAUAUACUCAUGGUAUUUAAAUUGGCACCAGCUUACAUGAAAAAUCGACCAGCCUAUAAACUAAAUACAUACAUUAAAUGUUAUAAUCUGUUUCAAAUUUUUUCAAAUGCGUAUAUAGUUAUAAACAUAUCACUUUGCUAUCCAUUUCUUCGUAGUUUUGAAUGUCGUCCCAUUGUUUACAAUACAGAUCCUUGUAGUAUGAUGAUAGUAAAAUGUGCUUAUAUAGGAAUGUUUUUAAAACUUAUUGAUCUCAGUGAAACAGUAGUUUUUAUACUUCGAAAGAAAAAUAAUCAAGUUACAUUUUUACAUUUAUACCAUCAUUUAAGUACCUUUAUAAUUAGUUCAAUAUUUUCAAGAUAUAUUAGUGUAGAUGUCGUUAUGUUGGGUCCAAUUUUGAAUUGUUCUGUUCAUGUGAUAAUGUACUUUUAUUACUUUCUUAGUAAUUUUGAAGGUCCAAUUAAACAAAUGAUUAUUUCUUUCAAACGCUACAUGACUCUCAUACAAAUGGGUCAAUUUGUCAUUGUACUUGUACAAAUCUCAGUUAUCAUGAUACCAGGCUGUGAGAAGUUGCCAAAAUUUUUUGUAUAUACAAUGUUUGUGAAUGUUAUUUUCAAUUUCUGUUUAUUUUAUCGCUUUUACAAAAAGACUUACAUUAUUAGUAUAAAAAAGAAAAAUUGAAAGGUUCUAUUACUGCUAAACCCAUUUAAGAAAAUUAUUGCCACAAUGUCAUAUGUCACCAUAGACAUAUAUGUUACAGUUUUAACUAUUUUUUUAAUAAUUUAUAAUUUAACUUUAAAAAAUUGUUGCGAAACUUUAUUAAAAUCAAAUGACAUUUUUGAGUAGCCAUUAAUGCUAACAAAAAUAAAACACCAUUAUCUUGAUUCAAGAUUUUGUAAUUUUUAAAAAACAUCGUGUAAUAUAUAUACCUAUUAGUUACU